Cladophialophora bantiana CBS 173.52 is the source of this 2373-nucleotide messenger RNA. RefSeq lists its product as uncharacterized. Lineage: Eukaryota; Fungi; Ascomycota; Eurotiomycetes; Chaetothyriales; Herpotrichiellaceae. The transcript has a single exon. The record is from RefSeq and is a predicted model, not a curated record. Bases 1 to 2373 code for a protein of 790 amino acids.
AUGCUCAGCUCUCGAUAUGCGAAUUUGAACCUCUUUGGGGGCUCUCGUUUGACUUCCAGCCCGAUUUCGGAGGAGCCCCUGCAAUUUUCCAACACCAUCCCUGAUUCCACAUACAAUCCUCUACCGGCCUUCACCAGCGACGAUGGUGCAGCCAGAUCCUCGAAGAAACAACGGGUCCGAGUCAAUGGUCAGAAAAUCUCAGGCAAGUCAAUUGAAAGUGUCUCUUUCGGCGUUCCUGAUCCACGUCGACCUCCCAGUAAGUUCGCUUGGACCCGUGUGAAAUCAGAAAAGACUGAAGUGAUCGUAGGACGUCGGACAACAAACAGUUCGCUAUACAAAGUUGCCUCAUCCAUUCGUGACUUCGCCGUCUCUCAUUUCGACGUCCCCAAGGUAGCAGCUCCGUGGGAGCAUGAGCUAUCCGAGAAAUAUGGCUCCAACUUGCCCCCAACGUCCAGUGUCCGCUACUUUGACCAUCGUCGGCAGCGACGGAGGCUGUUUAUCAACAGCACUUUCCAGUGGCUCGUUACUGCUAUUAUCUGCGCCCUGCUGGCGGGCUGCUUGUACGGCUUCUCCACUUUGAUAACUGGCCUGAGCACGACGCGCAAGCAAAUCUUCAACGCCCUGGUGACCGGCUUGUCGUUGUGUUUGGGCCUCAAUCUUGCUUCCUCACUGAGAGGCUAUGCGCAAAUGAUGCGCUGGCGUUUUCUCGCCUCGGGAUAUCGCACCCUUCAGGAUUUCGAGCUGGUCUUGAACUGCGAUAGCCAGUCCAAGGUCUUCCGCCUGAUCUGGGCCGGGCGGACACGCGGAAGCUGUCUGCCGAACAAGACGCAGAUCCUCGCCGUGGUGUGGUUGUUGAUCAACAUCGCCGUGCUGAUCUUCACAGCCUUGCUCGGGUUGACCUACUCGAUCGAUGUCAGUUCUGACUAUGUGCGCCUGACGUACGGAAACGUCAGCGUCGCCGACGUUUCUUAUAUCGGCAACGCCGAAACUACUGCUCUCUAUGCCGGCAAUGACUCAAGCGCAGCGUCCGUUCUCGCGGAAACAUCGGUCGCCAAUGAAUGGGGUAUUACCGGUCAGGACUUUGACGUCUGGGAGACCUCGUUUGACCAGUAUUUUGGCAUGCAGCAGUCAAUUUACACCGACGGAAACUUGUACUGGUAUCGGUUCAUCGACCGCUCACCGCUCGCCUUUGAGCUGACGGUCGUGACCCAACGCACGGUAAACACCACUGCGACGUGCCAGUCAUUCCCAGUCACGUACGGUGGCUACGCUGGCUUUCAAACAACCAACGCCUCGAUCGCCUGGGAUGUGACAUGGGUCGAUGCCAACGGGGAGGAGAAUACCUGGUGGAUCCCCGACGUCGCAACAGGCGCGACGACUUGGAUGUCGAAUAUGACGAGCGACUGCGGGCCUCGAUGCGUACAAAUCUUUGCUCUUCAGACUGCGGACAACGAUACGGCCAGCGUGCCCAAACCGCGAUUCUGGAGCUGCCUGUCCUACGUGUCCCACGUGGACGGCAUCGACUUGUACAUCAAUCCCGACCAAUACCAAAUCCCCGACGAUCAAGCGCAGAUCCUGGCCGGCGCGAUUGGGUGGUCUGGGGUGUUGAUGGAGUCAAGCGACAACGCCACGUCGGACGCCCCGGAGACACAGAUCCAAAUGGUCAAUUACCCUGCGUCCAGCCAGUGGAGUCCGCCGGGCAACAUCACCGAAGAUGAAAUGGCGCUGCUGGUCAUGAAGUUCACCGCGGGAGCCAUCUCGGCCAUCGACUCGGACGGCCCGCGUCUCAACGUCACAGGCUAUGGACCAGCCCCAGCGCAGAUCCUGACGGUACAAUGGCAAUAUGCCGGCUCGAUCCUAGGCGGCAUCCCGCUGGCCCAAGGCCUCGUGCUCCUCGCGGUGAUCACCUUCGCCAACAAAGCCAUCAUCAAGGACACGAGCUACCUGGGCAUGGCGCGGCUGUUGAGGCCCGUGGUCGAAAAGCUGGGGGACACGGGCUGUCUGCUCACCGGGGACGAGAUCGCCGAGCACCUGGGCAAUCAGAAGGUGAUUUACGGCGUCAGAGACCCGCCUGGCGCUACUGACGGCACCGGAGACGAUGUCGGGAUUAUUAUUCGACAUCUGGACAUUGUCGAGGAGACAGAGGGCCUGGGGUACAGGAAGGGACGGAUGCCCGAGGGGAGGUACGAUGGCGUGCAUCCUGUCCGGGAAGACGAGAUGGAGCCAAUGUUGUUGUUCGCAAGCGAGGACCACGAAGCCCUACCCUCACGGGAGAGCGCGAAGAGCGCGACGGGCAGAUGUGACGACGAGGAUGGCAAAGGUCAUGCCCUGAGAUCGAGAAGGAAGUGCAUGAGGCGCAGGAUGAGCAUUUGA